AUGUUUAUAUUAUUGACUUUUAGAGGCAAAGAGAUUGCUUUCACUGCCAAUACUGUUUUCAAGGCAAAGAGAUUGAUUGGCAAGAGGUUCAGCGAAGUCAUGGUGCAGGAAGACAUAAAUCUAUUAUCAUUUAGGGUCAUAAAAGGGUCUGAUGAGAUUCCAAAAGUUAUUGUAACUUACAAGGGUCAUGAACAACAAUUUUCUACCGAGGAAAUUUCAUCAAUGUUUCUAACGAAGAUGAAAGAGAUUGCAGAGGCAUAUAUUGGUGGCACUACAACAGGUUCAGUGGAAAAAAAAGUGCUUAUAUUUGAUCUAGGAGGUGGCACUUUUGAUGUCUCUCUUCUCACCAUUGAUGGAGUCGGUAAGUUUGAUGUGAAAGCUGUAGCUAGUGACACUCAUUUGGGAGGUGAGGAUUUUGAUAAUCGUAUGGUGAAUUAUUGUGUUGACGAUUUUAAGAAGAAAUGGAACAAGGAUUUGAAGGAAAAUGGAAGAGCUUUAGGAAGGUUGAAAGUUGCUUGAAUUCCCCCGGCUCCUAAAAUAGUCUCAGUUGUUGAGCAUUGCUUUGAAAAAGAUGCUGAUGGCAUUCUCACAGUUACGGCUAAAAUAGUAUCCACUGGUAAGACUGAAAAACUUUCUCUUACCAAUCUCAGUGAAAGGUUAUCAAGUCAAAAGAUUGAGAAAAUGUUAAAAGAUGCUGAGAAUUUCAAGCUUGAGGACCAAGAGUUCAAGAAGAAAGCUGAAGCAUACAAUGCAGCGAAGGAUUAG
Molecule: messenger RNA, 765 nt
Organism: Lactuca virosa
Lineage: Eukaryota; Viridiplantae; Streptophyta; Magnoliopsida; Asterales; Asteraceae
Source: the annotation of a GenBank genome assembly